Mycotypha africana is the source of this 1038-nucleotide messenger RNA. RefSeq lists its product as uncharacterized. Lineage: Eukaryota; Fungi; Mucoromycota; Mucoromycetes; Mucorales; Mycotyphaceae. Gene Ontology annotation, biological process: folic acid catabolic process. The transcript has 4 exons. Gene Ontology annotation, cellular component: cytoplasm. Gene Ontology annotation, molecular function: para-aminobenzoyl-glutamate hydrolase activity; dipeptidase activity. The record is from RefSeq and is a predicted model, not a curated record. Bases 85 to 600 code for a protein of 171 amino acids.
GCUCAGCUAGCAUUUGGGUAUAUACACACAUACACUUUUUCUUUUCUUUUCUUUUCCUCAUUGAGGUCCACCACAUCAACGAAAAUGGUUAACAACAUUAAACAAAGGAUUGCUAAAACGAUUGAAAGUGUCAGUCAAGAACUCCGGGAUAUCAGUUUACAGUAUCUUGAAGAAAAAGGAUUUGAAGUGGCACAUAGAGCAGCCGGCUUAGAGCUCCAACAUGUUGACCACGCCUGUGGUCAUAAUCUUAUCGCUAUUACAGGCCUUGCUUGUGCUAUCAGUUUGAAAACUCUCUUGGAAAAGAAUCUUGUUCAAGGUACUGUGGUAUUAUACGGUACACCUGCCGAAGAGAUUUUUAAUGGCAAGAUCCCAUUUAGCAAGGAGAGGUUUUUCAAAGAGCAAGUAGAUUACUGCAUGCUGCUUAAAAAGGUUGAAGCUGCUAAAACAGAAAGUGCACAUCAACAUACGCUAAGGGCAGCAAAAUGUAUGAGUAUGACAGCCGCUGAAGUACUUAUAAACGAUGAGUUUUAUGAAAAACUUGUUUCUAAUUAUCUCAAAAGUAUGGAGUUGCGAGGAGAGGCUGUAAUCACACAAUUAUAAUUGUGAUCACUGUAUGAUAGCAAUAUUGUUUGGAACAGCACAAUAAAGCUUCAUAUUAAAACCUUUACUAUAAACGCAUUAUGUCAUUUUGAGCAGCCCAACAUGUUGCCUUAUGUACUCGUAGAUAACCAUAGAAUGUUGGAUAAUAAUGACUAUCUUGGCUUUUAGCUUAGACACAAGUAUAGGCAGCUAUUUGAUAAAUGUCUCCCUGAUGCUGUCUGUCAGAAGAUAUGUUAUGGUUCGUAGUUUUGUAACAAAUGAUAAACUACUGAUUGCUUUUCGAGUCAUGAAAAAUGUUACUAAGAAGCAUUCAAAGUGAAGCUCAGCCAACAAAACUUGAUACGUUGUAUUAAUGUAUAAUCAGUGCAUGCAAAAGGAGAUGUAGGAUCCAAAUGAACAGACAGGGUUACCUUUUGUCUAGCAAGCUGCAUAAAAACC